UUCUUUUAUUUUUUGACGUGAAGAUAAGCUUUUGAAGCAAUUGGGUUCUUCUUCCAUUUGAAAAUUGUAUCAAAAACUGCCAUUAAUGGAGUACAGAAUCCAUCAAUCUUCUGAAUUCUUAAGCUGAUGAUGAUCUAAGCUCAAUAAUUUACAGUAGCUCUGUUGUGCUUGCCGCUAAACAAUUGCGAUUCGAGCUCGUCCGUUCGAUCUCCAAUCUUCCAAGUUCAGAACCCAACCAUAUGAUACCCAUAUGGAGAAGAUCUUACGUUUCAUCAUCUUGUAGGCAAUUGAUCAAACUCAAAGCGGAUGCCCAUGGCGCCGUCGUUACUCCGGCUGUACAAUCCAAGAAAGACCCAUUUCCUCGCGGUGAAUUGGAUGCACGCCAACUGUUCGACAAAAUGCCUCAAUUAAACGUGGUUUCUGCAACCGCUAUGAUUGGGUGCUGUGCAAGGCAGCAUCAACACGAAGAGGCAUUGUGUCUAUUUUCUGCAAUGUUUGUGUUAAAUUUAAGGCCCAACGAGUUCACUUUUGGCACUGUGAUUCACUCUGCAACGGCACUCGGAGACAUUGAUAUUGGCAAGCAGCUUCAUGCUUGUGCCAUAAAAAUAGGCCUUCAUUCUAAUGUGUUUGUUGGUAGUGCGGCUUUGGAUUUGUAUGUCAAGUUGAGUGUCAUUGAAGAAGCUCAAAGGGCUUUUGAUGAUAUCAAGAUGCCUAAUGUGGUUUCUUACACUAGUUUGAUUUCUGGGUACUUGAAAACAGAGAAGAUUCAAGCUGCUCUCCGGGUGUUCGAUAAAAUGCCCGAGCGAAACAUUGUGUCCUGGAAUGCGAUGAUUGGCGGGUUUAGCCAAAAGGGACACAAUGAAGAUGCUGUGCAUCUCUUCAUUGAUAUGCUCAGAGAAGGGUUUUUGCCCACUCAAUCUACUUUUCCUUGUGCUUUAUGUGCAGCUGCUAAUAUAGCUUCCAUUGGAAUAGGGAGGAGUUUUCAUGCUUGUGCUAUCAAGUUCUUGGGCGAUCUCGACGUGUUCGUGAGCAAUUCGCUUAUUAGUUUUUAUGCAAAAUGUGGAAGUAUGGAAGAUAGUUUGUUGGUUUUCAAUAAAUUGCUUGACAAAAGAAAUACAGUUUCAUGGAAUGCUGUCCUUUGUGGUUAUGCUCAAAAUGGUAGGGGAAAGGAAGCCAUAGAUUUCUAUCAGAGGAUGAGUUUUUCAGGCUGCAAACCCAAUGGAGUGACACUUCUUAGCUUGUUAUGGGCUUGUAAUCAUGCUGGCCUAGUUGAUGAAGGUUAUUCAUAUUUCAAUCAGGCGAAACUCGAGAACCCCAGCUUGUUAAAACCCGAGCAUUAUGCUUGUAUGGUCGAUUUGCUCUCACGUUCAGGUCAGUUUAAACGAGCAGAGGAGUUUAUACACGACCUGCCUUUCGAUCCAGGGAUCGGGUUUUGGAAGGCAUUGCUUGGGGGCUGCCAAAUUCACUCGAAUAUGGAACUUGGGGAGCUUGCAGCUCAAAGAAUCCUGGCCUUGGAUCCAAGUGAUGUCUCGUCGUAUGUAAUGAUGUCGAACGCGCAUUCAGCAGCCGGGAAAUGGCAUAGUGUGUCGAUAUUAAGAAGGGAGAUGAAGGAGAAGGGGAUGAAGAGAAUUCCGGGUUGCAGUUGGAUUGAAAGUAGAAGCAAAGUUCACGUCUUUGUAACUGGUGACAAAAGUCACCACCAAAAGGAUGAAAUUUGUUCGACCUUGAAAUUUUUUGUUGAACACUUGAAAGAGAGUGAAGAUUUCAACUUUCUUUCAGAUUCAUAAAUUGGAUAUGAUUGGUAUGAGGUUGACAAGA
This is a messenger RNA of Cucurbita maxima (winter squash), 1818 nucleotides long. RefSeq names its product pentatricopeptide repeat-containing protein At5g42450, mitochondrial-like. Bases 240 to 1787 code for a protein of 515 amino acids. The record is from RefSeq and is a predicted model, not a curated record. Gene Ontology annotation, molecular function: protein binding; RNA binding. Gene Ontology annotation, biological process: RNA modification. Lineage: Eukaryota; Viridiplantae; Streptophyta; Magnoliopsida; Cucurbitales; Cucurbitaceae. The transcript has a single exon.